GUCUGAAUACUGCACUAACUGCACUGACGAAAAGAAGCCUUGCUAGGUGGGACAAUUCAAGUUCUUCAAAUUGACUUUAAGAUGCUCCUUAAAACAGGUAUGUCUAUUUGUCUCUCAGCGAGACAGUUUCCAUCAACAAGCAUGAUGAUGAGGAUGAUGGCUACAGCUGCUGCUACAAACAGCAAGGCAAAUCUGGCGAAGCUGAGAAGGAAAACUGGGUUCAGUUUUGUAAACUGCCGGAAGGCCCUUGAGAAAUUCAAUAACGAUGUUGAUCAGGCAGAGGUUUGGUUGAGAGAGCAGGCCCAAAAGGAAGGUUGGAGCAAGGCUACCAAGCUACAGGGAAGAGUUACAGCUCAGGGUCUUAUAGGGGUCAUGUGUCAGUCUAACUCUGCUAUUAUGGUUGAGGUGAAUUGCGAGACUGAUUUUGUAGCACGUAAUGCCAAGUUCCAGAACCUUGUUAGCCAUGUAGCAUCUGCUGCCCUCCUAAGUCAGAAAGGCAAACAUGCAAAUCAAGAUAUUUUGAAACUCCCUCUAUCUGCUGAAGAUAUGAAGUCAUCAGUGGGUGAGGAUGGUAAAUCAAUGGAAGAUCUGACUGCCUUGACGAUAGGUCAGGUCGGUGAGAACAUGUCAAUCAGGAGAGGGCUGUAUCUAGAAGCACCUCAAGAAUUGUUCAUUGGUUCUUAUGUUCAUUCAGCACUUCAAAAGCCCCAGGACAACCAGGGCAAAUGCACCAUGGGUAAAUAUGCCGCCAUCGUUGUCUUCAAGAACUUGGGAGAAACAACACCCAAUUUCCGCCCAGAGGUGCUUGGCAGGAGGCUAUCACAACAUGUUGUUGGGAUGAAUCCACUUAGAAUAGGGGUGUAUUCACCACCAGACCCUGAGGAGCUGGAAUCAAAGGAGUCAGCUCAACCACCAGAUUCUGACCCAACUGAUGAUGAUGCCCCUGUGCCAUCAUCAUCUCCAGAAACAGAGACGGACGAGAUGGUGAAUCAGGAAUAUUUAUUGGAUCCAAGCCUUACAGUUGGAGAACUAUUGCUUCAAGAAAAUGUUGAGGUUGUGGACUUUGCUCGUUUUGAAUGUGGGGAAUCUACAGGAGAGAGUUGAAAAGAGAUCACCGAAUGAACAUUCGAUAGCUACAGAUAAAAACAUUUGAAAGUGUACCAAAAUAUUGCACUCGUAUGUUCGUCUAGAGCAAGUCAAAUGUUUGAAAGCUAUGAUUGGAACUUUUUUAUUUACAUGUUGACCAGUGGACUGCUAUGCAAGUAUUUCAUAGUAGUCUGUUUGUGUUCACAUUAUACAAAGUCAGUGGAGUAUAGCUAUGCAAGAGCGUGCCCAAACUGAACUAAUGUUGCCUGGCAUAUCAACUUUUCAUGACACUGACAUUGACUUUCUCCAAAGAACAUCUUUUUUGUGAGAAUAAAGGACAGAGUCUUUGUGCAUGCUUUGUGUGUCACAGUGCUACAGCUCACCCACCUGGUAUACUGUUAACACAAACCAGACUACUUGAGUAGUAUCAUGACAUAAUAGUAGUCCAUGGAAAACUGAAAAGUCAUUAUUGAUGAAAUUUAUAGGGAAAAAGUAAAUAAAAUUUUUUGACAUUUGGAGGAUUUAAGUUGACGUUGCUACAUCAAGUUGAAUUGAAUUAUAUUCAUGACCUGUUUAUUUUAAUACAAUGAAAAUAAUUAAUUACGAAUAUUUUUAUCAAGUUUUAAAAAAAUCUUAUGGAACUUGCUGGAAAUCUGAAAAGCGUUACACUUGUAAAGCAAAUGCUAUUCGAUUGUAUAACAAUCCUCCAUUUUCUAUCUCCCCUCUCUCUGUCAUUUGCUACAAGUCUCCAUCACCCUGUUGUAAUAUUGCACUGUACGAUGUUUGAUGGUAAAUUAGGGAAGCCAUUUUUCAACAGUGCUAUUUUUGGUUUUAGUAUCGAUAAUAUGAACUUAUAUUGUUUCAUAGUGAAGCCAUAAUUUCUGCAAGUCCUGCAGUUACACAUGUUUAGAAAACCCAAAGAUAGUUAUUGCAUUUCCCUGAACAAAUUUAUGAAUCUUUGCCUUCUGAAGAUUAAAUCACAGAUUGAGAUCUGUUUUCCAAUGAAGCCCUCCCUGCAUGAUUACAGAAAUGCACGAAAGUAUGCCAGAGAUUACUCACACUAGGAUGUAUGUGC
Molecule: messenger RNA, 2161 nt
Organism: Lytechinus variegatus (green sea urchin)
Lineage: Eukaryota; Metazoa; Echinodermata; Echinoidea; Temnopleuroida; Toxopneustidae
Gene: tsfm
Product: elongation factor Ts, mitochondrial-like
Exons: 7
Coding region: 82-1104 (340 amino acids)
Biological process (GO): mitochondrial translational elongation
Cellular component (GO): mitochondrial matrix
Molecular function (GO): translation elongation factor activity; protein binding
Source: RefSeq, a predicted model, not a curated record